AUGUAUUCUUCGGCUGAAUUUAACUUAGUAUUCUACAAUUUUAUUUUCCGAAACAUCGGCGUUCGAAACAUAGCCGUUAAUUUUUUGUUAUUUUAGCACCCAAGCGCGGUAUCCAGCAAGAAGACGGCGUCCAACCGGCAGCCGCAGAGUCUCGCGAAUCGUGUGCCGUUACCAAAGACAACGGCAGAGAGGGCCGUCCUGAAAAAAACCGCGUCGACGGCUUACCCGGACGACAUUUCGGUAGUGUGGCAACACGGCGAGGCGGCCAGCUCGGUGAACAGCAGGGCCCAUGACUUCGACUCGAUACCGUCUAGCAUGUACCAGUGGUCGGAAUACGGUGACGGGGACGCCGCGAGCUCCGUGUCACAAAAUUGCCAGCCGUCGAGGUCUUCCCAGAACGUGGUAAAAAGCGCGGCUAAGAAAUCAACCGCUAAAUGUCCAAAAUUGAACGAGAACAAGAACGCGUUCGAUAACCUAUGGGCGGUGACCGAUGACCCCUUCAAGUUUGCGAAGGUCAAAAAACAGAGCAAAGCUAAAAAACAACAACAGAUUUUUAAUGUUUACACGUCCGACCAGCCGAAAGCCUCCGCCCCUAGAGGAUCCGCAGUCUCGUCAUCGUACAUCAACCGACAAAAGAAACUCCAGGAAACCCAGGCAGUCAACAGGGGUUUAAUCAAAAAGUUAUUACAAGUCAAAUCGACAAUUACGAGAUUCCGGUAUGUAAUCAUACUACUAUAA
This is a messenger RNA of Cinara cedri, 738 nucleotides long. The record is from the annotation of a GenBank genome assembly. Lineage: Eukaryota; Metazoa; Arthropoda; Insecta; Hemiptera; Aphididae.